GCGUCAAAAGUAGCGGAUCAAACAACGCUUCCAAAGUAUCUACUACCAUUCUGUAACAGCUUAACAAAAAGUAAUAGUUCUUUAUGUAGAACAAUUUAAACUGUAAAAGAUAUACUUUUGAAUGUGAAUUUUAGAUAUUUAUCUACAUUUGGAAAAGUUAUCCGGAAUAUCAGAUACUUUUGGCGCGUUGUUUCAUCCGCUACUAUUGAUGCUGACUGUAUUACCGUACAGAAAUGACAUUUCCCACAAAACCGAAGUUUGACAGCGAUUAAGGGACAAUCCCUUUCGGCUAUUUAGGGUUGUCAAAAUUCAAGUCAUUAUCUUAUCUGUGGUUGUGCACGCAAAGGGACGUCAAGUUGUGCCAAACCUAAUUAUUACUCAGAGCAAUGCUGAGCCGAACGGCGGAGCCGAGAAUACCCGAACGCUCUAGUGUCUCCCCACUGCCAUUAUCGAAAUAAUACUCGUCUAAAGAAGGAGGAAGUGAACGAGAUUGACAUUCAAAUAAACUAGAAAAGCAAGCUAAUUAAAUAUCGAGCUAAAUACAAAAUAGGUUAAUAAAUCAUUAUUGCAACGUGACUGAAAAAAUACAUAUUUACUUAUAUAUAACGAGUAAUAUAUAUACGAGUAUUAUACUAUAAAUACACAGUUCAAAAUAUCUUAAUGACAUUAUUGGCUGGAUGUUAACUUGGGUAUAAAGUCUAAUAUUAUAAUGUAGUAAUUAUGUGGAUGGCAUUAUUACUGGGAAGCUCUAAUGUGGUCCCAGUCCAGUGCGGCGGCCCUCAGUCGGUGAGCCGCCGUCGGCAUCCACGUACCUAUCUCCCGCUUUAAGGGAACCGUUUCUUCGGAAAACUCGCGCACCCGCGUUCCAAUGCCUCCCAAACUCUUCAAACAAUGUCAAAAGCAAUAAACAUCGAAUUUAUAAUAAUCUUAAUAACGACACAGUGCGUCAAUCUAAAUACCGUGCCCGAAACCAAAGAAAAAAAACUUCUAAUAAGUGAACAAAGUGAAAAUUCGAGUGCAAUUGUCGAACUCGAAAACAAACAGUGCAAUUACUUUGGUGAUUUUUUCCUGUGUUCGUUGGACCAUUUGAAACAGUGGAAAAAGCGUAGAAGAUGGUGUUAUGUUUUUAAGUACAACAAAGAUUUAUUUGUGCGGAGUAAAAGAAGCUCGGAACCGAGAAAUCCGGUCAGGCGACUGGGGCUGUCGGAGUCUUCUGUCACUGAUGAAAAUACUCUGAUAGAGGAUUUUAAAAGGCGAUGGCCCGUGGAGCUGUGGCGGAACUAUUUGUUCACGGAUGACUACUUGCUGCUUAUCAACAGCCACUGGUUGCACUUCGCCCCGCCAGACCCGUCUUCGAACUAUAUCCUCGGCAUACUUUACAUUGCCAUGAUGCUGGUGGGAACUACUGGAAAUGCUCUCGUGCUCCUAAUGUAUUUUAGAUGCCGCACGCUGCGCACUCCAGGCAACAUCCUGGUGGCCAACCUGGCGCUGAGCGACUUCUGCAUGCUGGCUAAGACACCGGUCUUCAUAUUCAACUCGUUCAAUCUGGGACCGGCUUUGGGGAAAACUGGAUGUGUGAUCUACGGGUUCGUCGGCGGGCUGACGGGCACCACGUCGAUAGCGACUCUGGCCGCCAUCGCACUGGACCGCUACUGGGCCGUGGUACGCCCGCUGGAGCCGCUGCGCGCGCUCACCGCCGUGCGCGCGCGCCUGUUCGCCGUCGGCGCCUGGCUCUACGCCGGCGUCUUCGCCUCCAUCCCCGCCCUGGACAUCGGCUACGGCCGCUACGUCCCUGAAGGCUACCUCACCAGCUGCAGCUUCGACUACCUGACAGAUGAACUCCCACCCCGUUACUUUAUCUUCACUUUCUUCUGCGCCGCUUGGGUCGCACCCUUCUUCACCAUCACAUUCUGUUACCUCAACAUACUCCGCGUUGUCGUCUGUAACAGGAACGUUCAAACCAAAAACCAAGAACAACGGCUCUCCUCCAGACACGUCAAAGAACAAGUCAAACGUAAAGCUGAAAUCAAGCUAGCGGCUCUAGUCAUAAUUGUAAUUGCAUUGUUCUUCGUGUCUUGGACCCCCUACGCGAUCGUAGCGCUCAUGGGCAUUUUCGGUAAGAAGGAUUUAAUUACGCCCAUAGUUUCAAUGAUUCCGGCAUUGUUCUGUAAGACCGCCGCGUGUAUAAACCCUUUCAUUUACAUAAUCACCCACCCAAAGUUCCGGAAGGAAUUUAGGAAGUUACUAUUCAGAGACAAAUCUAGGCGAAUGAGUACUUACACUAAAACAAUCGGUUAUACAGAGGCUGAGGCUUCAAAAAUGAGGCGGACGAGUAAAGAACUUAGCGACACGGACGUGGAAGUGGUCCAGAUGAAGGAUAUUCCAUAUGAUACAGAGGAAAGUGCUAAACCCCCUCCCAGCACCGUGAAGACGAUUUCCUCCAGGGUUUCGGAAAGGGAAGGCUCCCAGAGAAGUGCUAGUAUGAAGAGUUUUGAAGACAGUGUCGUAAGCCCACCAUCUUGGUACGCUAAACCGAAGUUUGCGAAAAAGAAGAGUUUCCACCGCCGAUCCUCGAAGAGUGUUGUAUCUAUGAAUACAGAGCCUAUUGUUUUGUAACUGAGUGAUUUACAUUUCUUAAAUCAUUCACUAUUUGAUGUUCAGAAAUCAAACACGAGACACAGUGUAACGAGUAAACUUUUUACUAAGAAUGUUCACUUACAAGUUAUUUGUAAGUUUUGUUUGAAUACUUUCCAAUACAUUAGAGAAUAACGUUUAUUUUAAAUGGCAGUGAAAUUAUGAAAUUAAUCUAGCAGCACUCAACUGAAUGGGGUGGAUCUUAGUAAAUGCCCACUAACACAUAUUUCAUUUGCUGUUGACAAGUCGUUAUGUAAAGAAUGGUUUUAUUAAUAGGUAUGUUUAGCUUAUGUCAGAUAGUCAUAAAUAAAAAGCACUAUAUCACUAUUAUUUAAGCUACCUUAAAUUAUAGCAGAUCUUUUUAACAUGUAGUUUUAGAAAGUAGGAUGUUAAGAUUGAACAAUGUGAUAUAUAUACUGUACGACUGUUAAGAUGUUCAUAGGUAGACUUGAAUGAGAAAUACACGUUUUGACUGCAAAAUACUGUCGUAAGUAAUCAUAAAAUAUUGUGUCCCUUAAAAAGUUAUACCUACAUCAUUCUCGUCAAGUAAAACGCCAUGCCAGAAUAUAGGUGCGGUUUUGCAGGAAAUAAAGUGACAUGUGUUAAUAUUGACAGUGUGAUGUGACUCGCAGAAUUGUAUUGGACGGAUCCAAAAGGGUUGUAGGUAUCCUUUGUCACUUUCACAAUUCAAAUGUCACAUCAAAGAAGUAGAAAUAGUGAGCUUACCCUCAAAUCGUAUUUAUUCAUACAGAAAACUAUAAGCGCUGUAUUAUAAUAGAAUAAAACCCUUUCUUUAUUGACAGUUUGAGUAAGAUUUUGUAAUACUUAGGUACAUAUACAGAGUGUUUAUUUUCAUUCUUUAGCCAUAUAUUGCGAGAUGAAUUCAUUCUCUAAAGGUUAUAGAGGUCACAUUGAGUAAUUUUUACUCUGGAACAAGCCACACAAUUAUGAAAAAGCGGCCAAGUGCGAGUCGGACUCGCCCAUGAAGGGUUCCGUACCAUUUAUGACGUAUUAAAAAAACUACUUACUAGAUCUGGUUCAAACCAAUUUUCGGUGGAAGUUUGCAUGGUAAUGUAUAUCAUAUUUUUUUUUUGAUUUUUCAUUCUGUUAUUUUAGAAGUUACAGAGGGGGGGGGGACACACUUUUUUUCACUUUGGAAGUGUCUCUCGCGCAAACUAUUCAGUUUAGAAAAAAAUUAUAUUAGAAACCUAAAUAUCAUUUUUGAAGACCUAUCCGUAGAUACCCCACACGUAGGGGUUUGAUGAAAAAAAAAAAUUUUUUUUAAUUUUAUGACGUAUUAAAAAAACUAAUUACUAGAUCUCGUUCAAACCAAUUUUCGGUGGAAGUUUGCAUGGUAAUGUAUAUCAUAUAUUUUUUUUAGAUUUUUCAUUCUGUUAUUUUAGAAGUUACAGGGGGGGGGGGACACUUUUUUUCACUUUGGAAGUGUCUCUCGCGCAAACUAUUCAGUUUAGAAAAAAAUGAUAUUAGAAACCUCAAUAUCAUUUUUAAAGACCUAUCCAUAGAUACCCCACACGUAUGGGUUUGACGAAAAAAGAUUUUUUGAGUUUCAGUUCUAAGUAUGAGGAACCCCCAAAUUUUUUUGAUUUUUUCUAUUUUUAUGUAAACAUCUUAAUGCGGUUCAUAGAAUACAUCUGCUUACCAAGUUUGAACAGUAUAGCUCUUAUAGUUUCGGAAAAAAGUGGCUGUGACAUAAUCGGACAGACAGACGGACAUGACGAAUCUAUAAGGGUUCCGUUUUUUGCCAUUUGGCUACGGAACCCUAAAAAAGAAUAGCUUUUGUAAAAUGUAUUCAGUUUGAUAUUCUAUGGGAAAGCCAAUUUUUUUCAUGAUUUCGGUGUUGGUCCCAUAUUAAAAGCUCAUUGCUCAUUGUGAUCUAUAUUAUCAUAUUCACCAAAAAUGUGGGUAGGCCCUCAACACAGCGUAAGCGUAAGAGACGCGUAAGCGUAUCGUAAUACGCGCGUAGAACUAGAGCGCUGCGAGCUCUAGCAACUUCAAACAAGUCCGCACACGAAGCGUCGUCCUAGCGUAGCGUAGCGUAUGUAACACGUGUAAAAAACAAAACUUCUGACAUAAUCAAACAAUAAAAACUCUUCAUCUGACGAGAAAGUAAGAUCGUAGAUACAUCCGUCGAAGAAAUCUGACGCCAGCGACAUGAUUUCAACUAAUGAGAUAUUAGUUAUAAAACGAUCACGCUUACCUACACGACGCUUGGUACUCGUAACGUUUUUACGAUACACUUACGCGACUCUUGCGCUUACGCUCCGUGUACAGAGGGCCUUAAAAAGCACCCCAUAUAUCUACAGUCUAGAAGUAGAACACUAAACGAACUUCACGAUAUAGUCACUUAAGUAAAUCACUUACAACAUAUUCACGUUAAAUGUAACGAACUCGAGCGCUUCUAACCGAACCGCUGACACGUAAGUACAGAACGAGCCAAUUUAAAGGUGCCCGUAAACGGCAGCACUGUGCUUCGAUAGUACUCAAGUGGCAUGAAAAUGUGAAGCAUUCCCAUUUCUUCAAGCGGAAUAAUUGAGAAGCAAUUGUAUUAUCGAGAACUAUAAAGACAUUUAAGUAGGUACCGUUUGCGCAACGAGACACGAGCUAGGUAUUCGAACUUUAAAUAGUUGUUUGUUUUACUGCGCAAAGUUGUUGUUUAUUGAUCCCUCUCUUUCUAUUUAUUGUGAUAUUGAUACCCAUAGAUGGUAGGAUCCUAUAGGUGUGCUAUACCACGUGCGCCCGUGAGUUACAGAACAUACGUAAUGCGACAAAAUUAAAAACACGUUUUUAUAUUGCUGACACCAUACCAAAAACAACCUACGUAAUUUGGUCAGGUUAUUUGUUGCCCACCAUAAACCAUACUAAAAUUUACGGUGAGGAAUAAUAAAAAAUGAGACUGUAACAAGGACAAACAAUAAUAGCGCUUUCUCUGCUACUACUCAAAGAUACAUAAGACUAUCCCGUUCGGUCAUUUCCCCCCACCGCUCAUGCCUCAUCCAGUCAUACUAGAUUCAUGUUUAUACUUGACUAAGCAAGCAAAAUUUUCCAAAAUUUAACCACAAGCAAGCUAACGUGGAUGCGCUAUAAUUAUCUAUGCAUAUUGUGAAAUCAAGCGGAAAGAUGAUUUUUAGGCUAAUACGGUUUUGAAUUGGCUCCCUUGGGGUAUAGAACCCUAAAGGUCUUCGCACACUAUACCAAUUCCACACCAACUUAACUCAGUUUUGGUUCACCUUAGUGGACGACGAGUGGACGACGCGUAGACCAACCGACAGUUACCUAAAUUUUAAACAUUGUACUAUAGGACAUACAAGAUAAGGCUUUAAUUUCAAUAUUUAAUUUUGAGUCGAGUGGCUGUUGAGUUGUAACAAUGUGCUAAGACCUUAAAACCUACCUAUUUCUAGGACGACCUGACCAACAUCUAGCCUAGUGGGUAGUGACCCUGCCUAUGAAGCCGAUGGUCCCGGUUUCAAAUCCUGGUAAGGGCAUUAAUUCGUGUGAUGAGCACGGAUAUUUGUUCCCGAGCCAUGGGUGUGUUUCUAAGUAUUUAAGUAUUUAUACAUAUUCAUAUAUUAUAUAUAUCGUUGUCUAAGUACCCUCAACACAAGCCUUAUUGAGCUUACUGUAGGACUUAGUCAAUUUGUGUAAUAAUGUCCUAUAAUAUUUAUUUCUUAUUAAUAUUUAUUUAAUUUUUGACAGCUAAUUUAGUUGUAUCGUUAGUACCUAGGUAUUUAUGACGAAUUUGUAGUACCUAAUUGUUGUACAUUUCUUAAUAGCUCUUUUACUAAUCAUAAUUCUAGUUAAUUACACUAACUAACUAACGGACAAUGACAAAUGCUCUUAUUAAAGCAAAACUCUCAGAAAGUCUUGUCUUUAUAAUUAUUGCGUUAAAUCCGGUGAAGUUAAUUAGAACAUUUUAAGCCAACUGCCGUGUUGGAAUCCGUACAAGUUUUACCAGACAUGACUGAUAUUUAUUUAAUUACCUAACUUAAGGUUAGGUUUGGGUUACUUAAUUACUUUCAUAUCGGAAACUGCCAUUUAUUAUAGAAUUCCAUUUAUUUAGAGAGAAUCUCAAAGCUUUCGAAGGUUCAAACCAUUUUUUUUAUGGAAUACACAAAAAAGUACGAAUGUUACGUGCCGUUGCACCUUUGGACCACUCUACUGUAAAAUCUCGAUUUUGAACCUGCCUCAGUAUACUUAGAAGGUAUCGAUAGUAAACACCCCUAUGAUGGGACUGUCACCUGUCACUAUGCCCGUCACUUUCGCACUUAAAUUUCGCACGAAAUUAUACAGAAUGUCAGAGAAAUAUCAAAAAUACUCUAAAUUUUCUCGAACAGAUAAGGUCACAAUAAUACUUAUCAGAUUACUGCUUUGAAAUACUUCAGUAUGAGAUUUUUGAGUUUCCAAAACGUCACGCUUGGCGCGCUGUUCAAAAUCCCAUACAAAAUGAGACUUAACGCAAACGCGUACGUCACGUUUCGCUAUCGAAUAAAUUUACACCAGGGGUACUGAUGUAAGUAAUUAGGUAACUAUAAUCGAGUUCACAAACAUAUUUCCAAACAAACAUUCCAAAAAUAUAUUUACACGUCUCUAAGACAUAACAAUAAGGUCGUGUACCUACAUAUAUUUUACUACACGUCGACUGUAAUGGUUGAAUUAAGGUAUCGUAUACCAAGCUACAAUUGCGUACUUUUCAUGUAUGGGCUCCCAACUAGAGAUAAAGAUAGUUAAUUUUCAAGUAGACUUUAAAUAAAACUACGCCGGUUAGGGGUUAGGGCCCUGACCCAAGGAGAUUGAAAUCCCUUCUAAAUUGUAGGAGAGUAUCCCAAUAUGAUACCGGCAAGUAACUCGGCAACUCAACUAUAAUAUUCAUUUCGAUACGCUGUAGUCAACUAUAAAUAUUAUUUCGGAACGUGGUUGGUUGUAAAUAUGUUAAUGAACUCGACCGUACCUCAGCUCUGUGGUCUUAUGCCAGAUAGACGCUAAAAUGGCUGUUCAAUUGCCCAAUUUACUAUCCAAUCAUCCUGCUUUUGUGCAAAUACUGUCGGUGGAUAAAGGUCGGUCGGACAAAUUAGGGCAAUCGAACUGACACAGUAUCUCGGAUAUUAAAUAUAUUUGGGUGAUACUAUAAUAAUUCAAAUUCUGAUGUUUUUGUAUCAAAUUCCACAAAUACAUUAGUCAUUUAUAAACAAAUACUUAUAAAUAUAGUUUAUGUACCUAUUAUACUAGUUACUUGUGUUGUGUCGUUACUUUGUCGCCUGUUGUUACCUGGUUCUAUUUUCCUUUAAAAUUUAUUUAUAGUUUUACACGUAUGUAAAAUGUACAUAUAAAUUGUUGGUGCAAUAAAGAAUAUUUACUUACUUGAAACAAUACAAUAUUAUGGAUUUCAUUGUUUUAUACGAUUCAAAUACCAUAUAUUGUUCCAACACGAAAUAAUACACAUUUAAUUUAUACAACCAUUUAGACUCUACUGAAUAGGUCUAAAAUCAUCUCACACUGUUAUCUUCAUACACAUAUAUUUGUAUUUGACAUACAUAUAUUUAGAAUAGUAGAUAAAUAAAAUAGCGCGUGGUUAUAUUUAUCGAAAGUCACAAUAAAGUACCUACCUUUGCCGUAGAAUUAUUUAUAAUCUAGUCAAGGUAAAACUACUAAAAAUAUCAACACAUCAACGUUCAAAAUUUCAAAUGUACUCGUCUAUGUAAAUUAAAAACGGAUUAGAAACUGCCUCAUUAUUUAGUGUUUGUAUAUUUAAGCACCUAUUUAUUUGUAUGUCUUUCUUUCCCAUCACGGAACAAUGGUAUUCCAGACAUUUAGGAGGCGUGCGCGGAGCCGAAGCCAACACGUAGAGAAAUGAAAUGAAAUGUAAGGGCUACACUGAGCGGAUGCUGCCUUUACCCGAGUCAUGGGACGCACGCAAAGGCAGCAUCCGCUAGGGUGCAAGGACUAUUGAGAUGAGAGUUGAUGGAAUCUAAAAUGAUCUGGGCUAUUGUGUGAAAGCGAUUUAUUAUUGUUCGCCAAGAAUCUUGUUUUGUCCCAUCAUCCAGAAGAUCACUGUCAAAAGCUUUAGUAGCAAUCGCAUAUGGGUAAAAUGUUGGUUUUGUUUCUCAUCAUUUUUACGUUUUUUUUUUCUAUCUUUCUGGUCAUCGCUCGUCCAUCGCUCAGGCACGGACCAGUGUGUAACCGAGUUCUAAAAAUAUCUUUUGUGUACGGAACUAGCCAAGUACUUAACCGCUUAGUGUAAGGCCUGAGUGUACGCUUGAAGCGGAGCGUUCGGCGGGGCGUGCAGCGUGGCGAGUGAUUUGAGCAGCGUGCACUAAGGCCGCUCCUAUACGUUUGCAUUUGUUUAACAUGCACCCCGCACGCCCCGUCCAAUUCGAGCACCCACUCAGGCCUUACACUUACAGAGGUUUCCUCAAAGUCAACAGAAACGCUCCAGGGUAUACAAUCUGUCGCUUGAUGUUGCUAAUAACAGUAAUAAUCAAAGAUAAAUACAAGAAGAUUAGUAACGGACGGUCCUUAAAUUAAUAGCUUGUAACUCACGCGGGAUUUACUUCAAUUUCUUUGAUAAUAGAAGGCCUGGCGAACAUUGAAUCAAAAAUGGAAAUUUCUUUAUCUGUCUCUCUACUCUUGCGUAUUCCAGCGAUAGAGAGGCAGAUAGCGAAAUUUCGAUUUACGCGGAUUCCGAUUCACACCUUGUUUAUAAAAUUAAUAAAAUAGCGCAAAAAGACCGCCUAUUGUCUGCCUAAUCAAUAUCUUUUAAUGAGGUGUGCCAAUAAAGAGUAUUCUAUAUAUCUAUGUUUGUGUCACUUUUAUUUCAUUUUGUAGUAGAAAGAAGUGUAACACGAAUAUUUUGAGCCAAUUACGCCAUGUCUGUUCCUAGAAUACUUUAGAAUUAGAUCAUAAGAUUUCACUAUAUGUUGAUGUAAUUUAUUCACUGAAUUGUAAAUAAAAUUGCGUAGCUUACUUGAGUAUCUACGGUAUUUUUAUAUUACACUAUAUGUAUUCACUUGUACUAUAUUCAAAUGAUAGGUAUAAUUUAUUUUCACCGACGUAGAAACCUAGGGUACCUAAUCGUUAUGCUCAAGAUGAGCAUAAAUAACUUCUGUGAAAAUAAGUGGAAUUCUCGAUGUCAAACAUAUAGUCAUUAAAUGUCUUGGUAGAAAACUACCUAUGGAGCUUAAUAAAAUUGUUUGAAUGUUAA
Molecule: messenger RNA, 9850 nt
Organism: Cydia pomonella (codling moth)
Lineage: Eukaryota; Metazoa; Arthropoda; Insecta; Lepidoptera; Tortricidae
Product: opsin, ultraviolet-sensitive-like
Exons: 3
Coding region: 892-2616 (574 amino acids)
Biological process (GO): G protein-coupled receptor signaling pathway; visual perception
Cellular component (GO): membrane
Molecular function (GO): G protein-coupled receptor activity
Source: RefSeq, a predicted model, not a curated record